This is a messenger RNA of Cydia amplana, 525 nucleotides long. RefSeq lists its product as uncharacterized. The transcript has 4 exons. The record is from RefSeq and is a predicted model, not a curated record. Bases 1 to 525 code for a protein of 174 amino acids. Lineage: Eukaryota; Metazoa; Arthropoda; Insecta; Lepidoptera; Tortricidae.
AUGGGCGAAGACAGUGUUAAAGGCACGAUUAAAAAUGAUAUUAAAACAUCAUUUCUAAUUGCAAACACAUUUAAUGCGCUGGUAGGCGGUCUAUUCCCAGUAACCGUGGGCACAGGCUGGUUCCUCACCGAGGGCUGUUUGCCCCCGUUGCUGUACGGCAUGGCGGUGGGGGUGCCCAUGUUUGGUCUCAGCGCGUUGGGUGUCUACGCUGCUUUUAAAGAGAACAAGAAGAUGGUGACUGCUUAUGCAGUGCUGAUGGGGCUGGUGGCGGCGGCGGAGACGCUGGUCGUGGCUGCACCCAUAUUUGUUGUACUACCUCCCGCCUAUGUCGACCAGGUGGUCCACGUCUACUUUUGUAUCUUUCACACUGGCGUCGCGCUAGUUGCAAUGGCGUCAGCGAUGUAUCUGGCGAAGCAACUUCCUUCCUUAGAGACUUCGAUACCCUCCUCGGGACACGGCUUCUGCAAGUGGGUGGUUUACGGAGUGCUCGUCGUAUUGGUUCUUGGAUAUUUCGUUAAAUUUUAG